UUGUUCUGACAGACUGGUUCUUCCCAUCACACUUCACACAACCAACCACCCUUUUGCCACCUCUCUCUCUCUAUUAGACUGUUCCUUUCUUCUUCCUUCUUUCGUCUUCAUCUCUCUUUGAUUUCAACACUCCUCACAUACACAUACACAUCAACUAUACUCUUCUCUAUAUUUUUAUUCUUUUCAAUUCAGUUUUGAUUUUCUCGAUCACCCAUGGCUGAGGAACCACAGAAACCAGCUGAGGAAGUGGUGGCCGCCGUAGCUCAGCCUGAGACCGAGGCCCAGCCGGACAAACCUGUUCCUGAGACAGAUAAGGAGACACAGGCCGAUAAGGCAGAGGCGGCAGUGCCUGAGGCUGAGAAGAAGGAGGGCGAUGCUGUUGUAGUGACAGAGAAGGCAGUGGAAGGAGAAGCGGCGGAGUCGGAGGCGGAGAAGCCCGUUGAAGGGAAAAAUCAGAUAGCGCAAUCGGUGUCUUUCAAGGAGGAGAGCUACGUGGUUGGCGACCUCCCCGAAGCACAGAAGAAGGCUCUCGAUGACCUCAAGAACCUCAUUCAAGAAGCCCUCAAUAAGCACGAGCUCUCCUCUCCUCCUCCCCCUCCACCGCCAAAAGAAGAAGACAAGAAGAAAGAAGAGGCCGUUGCAGCUGCCGAAGAGAAGAAGGAAGAGGUAGAAGAGAAGAAGGAGGAAGCUGCAGCAGCCGAGGAAGAGAAGAAGGAAGAGGUGGCAGAAGCGGAAGUGAAGAAGGAGACGGUGGAGGUGGUGGAGAAAACAGAGGACGGUGCCAAGACGGUAGAAGCCAUAGGGGAGAGCGUAGUGUCAGUGAAAGUGGAGGAAGAAGGUCCUUCAAGUUCAGCAGUAGCCGUGGAGGAGGACAAGAAGGAAGAAGAGGCAGCUCCUCCUCCGCCGCAAGCUCCAGAGGAAGUGUCGAUAUGGGGAAUCCCACUGCUGGCAGACGAGAGGAGUGACGUCAUCCUGCUCAAGUUCCUGAGAGCGAGGGACUUCAAGGUGAAGGACGCCUUCACGAUGAUCAAGAACACCGUCCGAUGGCGCAAGGAAUUCGGAAUCGAGUCCCUGAUCGAGGAAGAUCUCGGAAGCGAUUGGGACAAGGUGGUGUUCACUCAAGGGGUCGAUAAAGAAGGCCACCCGGUGUGCUACAACGUCUUCGGAGAAUUCGAGAACAAGGAGCUUUACCAGAAGACGUUCUCCGACGAGGAGAAGCGCCAGAAAUUCAUCAGGUGGAGGAUCCAGCUUCUGGAAAAGAGCGUCAGGAAGCUUGACUUCAGUCCGAGAGGGAUCUCCACCAUCGUGCAGGUCAACGAUCUCAAGAACUCACCUGGACUGAGCAAGAGGGAGCUCAGGCAGGCUACUAACCAGGCCCUCCAACUGCUUCAGGAUAACUACCCUGAGUUCGUUGCCAAGCAGGUGUUUAUCAAUGUGCCAUGGUGGUACCUUGCCUUUUCAAGGAUGAUAAGUGCUUUCCUGACCCAGAGGACCAAGAGCAAAUUUGUAUUUGCUGGACCAUCCAAAUCUGCUGAAACCCUUUUCAAGUACAUAGCCCCGGAGCAAGUGCCGGUUCAAUACGGUGGACUAAGCAGAGAGGGUGAGCAAGAAUUCAGUACCGCCGAUCCUGUUACAGAGGUUACAAUCAAACCAGCAACAAAGCACACCGUCGAGUUCUCAUUUGCUGAGAAGAGCCACCUUGUCUGGGAGCUUAGAGUUGUGGGUUGGGAUGUGAGCCACGGGGCUGAAUUUGCGCCCAGCGCCGACGAUGGAUACACGGUGAUAGUACAGAAGAGCAGGAAAAUCGCCCCGGCGGAUGAAACAGUGAUUUGCAACAGCUUCAAAGUGGGUGAACCUGGCAAGGUCGUGCUCACCAUCGAUAACCAAACAUCCAAGAAGAAGAAACUCCUCUACAGGUCCAAGACCACACCCAUCUCUGAAUAGAGAGCUUAAUUUUCGAGGAAAGGUGCUGACCAGAAAAUGCUGCCUAGGUGGGUGUUUAUGCAUUUCAUUUGAUGGAACAAAAUCAGGGUGCAACCUGGGGUCUGGGGGGGAUUAUUCUUUCGUACAGGGUUAUUUUGUUCAUUUGGUUUAUAUAAAUUUUAUAUAUUGUUGUGUCUGGGGUGGCCAAAUUUAUCUAUAGUUAGUUGCUCAUAGUACUGUGAUAUCUAUCACUAUAUAUCUUGUUCAUGGGUUUUGGAAUUGGAUACAACCUGUUAAUGCAUCACCAACUGGAGAGAGGAAACAUAAUACACAAUUGGGGUUGGGGCUUGGGAGGGUUCAUUUGUUAAAGGAAAAAAGUUAGUGUAUGUAUGGACUCUCGGAGACAGAUUGUGUUGCUUUGUGAUACUAUUGUUUCUGUAAAGCUUGUUCAAAUGUGGUGGCACUGGUGCUGUCUGUAUUACUUUAUUAUUCCCGUAAAUAAUCAAAAUUUACUUCAUUGUUUGUUCA
This is a messenger RNA of Arachis ipaensis, 2451 nucleotides long. The record is from RefSeq and is a predicted model, not a curated record. Lineage: Eukaryota; Viridiplantae; Streptophyta; Magnoliopsida; Fabales; Fabaceae.